This is a messenger RNA of Neohortaea acidophila, 555 nucleotides long. RefSeq lists its product as uncharacterized. The transcript has a single exon. NCBI's taxonomy places the organism in Eukaryota, Fungi, Ascomycota, Dothideomycetes, Mycosphaerellales, Teratosphaeriaceae. The record is from RefSeq and is a predicted model, not a curated record. The coding region runs from base 1 to 555 and encodes 184 amino acids.
AUGCAGACUAGAUCGCAAGGACGGUCCAUCCAGCAGCACGCACCGCACCAGCAGCAACUCCACCAACAACAACAACAAUAUCCACAGCACACCCAGCACGAGCAAGAACAAUACCAAAGUCGAAGACCAAACUACCCUCAAGCAACAACAACCACCACCACCACCCAAUCCGUCCCAACCUCCCCCUCCUCCUCGCUCUUCAACAGCUCCAGCAGCAUCUCCUCCAUGUCCUCCAUCACCGCCCCCUCAGCAGCAACAACAGACUCCUCUCCCACAAUGUACCAGCAGCAACCUCCCCAGCAAUCACAGCCCUUCAUCUCCGCCCCGCUGCCCUCCCCCUCCACCAACCAGCCGGCAACCUACUUCGCCUCCCUCGCCCCGCAACAACCGCCUUCCCAACGCCGGCAAGAUAAUCGCUUCGUAGGGCAAAGAGGCGGCGACGGCGGCAUCCCCGAGACGGCGCCGUUCCUGCAUGACUUCAACCUCGUCGCGGAAGCGGCGAAGCGCGCGCAGAUGGCGUGUCUGGCGCGGGAUCUGGGGGAUGUCGGGCUAUAG